Sardina pilchardus (European sardine) is the source of this 3069-nucleotide messenger RNA. It is a transcript of the gene bend7, whose product is annotated as BEN domain containing 7. The transcript has 12 exons. The record is from RefSeq and is a predicted model, not a curated record. Gene Ontology annotation, molecular function: DNA binding. NCBI's taxonomy places the organism in Eukaryota, Metazoa, Chordata, Actinopteri, Clupeiformes, Clupeidae. Bases 124 to 1539 code for a protein of 471 amino acids.
GUCUGACAGCAACAAGCAUUAGCCUAUAUCUGAGACGGACCCUCGUCCUGCUGAGGAUUCGGAAACGUUGCGAGAUCUUGGCAUCCUCUGACACACCUUUCACGGCGUUAAUUUGGGAGAAGGAUGGAGUUUGCUGAGAGAAGACGGAGCAGAAAAUCUCAGAGCUUUAAGCUCGUAAAUGAUCAAGAAUUUAAAUCUGAGUGCUUUGACAGUGCAGUCAAUAGUGCUGCCAAUGGGGAAUCAAAAGAAUGUGUGACUGAAGCUUGGUACGAGGAUGAAGGAAUGGAGAUUAAAAGGCAGAUCACUGGUAUGAUGCGUGCGCUAAAUGACAAAACAGGCCGGGUCUAUCAGCGUGUGGGGAGAGAAGGGGGAAACCUUAAACAGGAGCCCCAAGAUGAGCUUCUGAGCUGGGCCUCACCAACUGGUCUAGACCCCGAGGAACCCCAGCACAGUGCCUGGACUUGCAGUCCCCUGCCCAACAACCACCUCACUUCUGGGCAAUAUGGCACCCGGUCCAAAACCCAGAAGAUGCUCAACCAGUCCAAAGAUUUAAGUAACACCAAUGACAUGGCACUCCCUCAGACUGCAGUGGCCAGCACAGAGAAGCCCAGCUGCUGCAUGUGUAACUGCAAGAACACUCUACAGGCCAUCCUGUUGGAACUGCGCUCCAUGAGAAAACUGAUGCAGACACAAAAAGGAACUCAGGAGAAGCAGGUUGCCCUGAGCAACUCUUGCUCCGCCCGCUGCCCUGUCACCAGGAAGAGAGCGCGCAAGAGGAGGCCCGUGCAUAGGGUGGCGCCGCUAAACAAACCCUCCAACGGGGCUGCACCGUCAUCACAACCCCUUACAAACCCUCUGCCGGACUCGUCCCAACAAAGAGAGAGGACUGUAUCUGCCCCCAUGGCUCCCACUACUUCUAGUCCCGCCCCCUCCUUUGUGACUCCUCCCACUUCCCUCUACAGUCCAAUCACAGGACCAAACUCAGCUGAGGAUGGAUUUCGAUUACAUUUUCAGGGAAGGUCUGAAAUGACCCAACCUGAGGUACAGCUGGCAGAGGACUAUGAUGUUUUCAUUCCAAAGUCCCAGCUGGACUCCAUCUUGGUCAACUACACUCGUUCCGGGAGCCUGCUCUUUAGGAAGCUGGUGUGUGCCUUCUUCGAUGACACCACUCUGGCCAACUCCUUACCCAAUGGGAAGAGAAAGAGAGGCCUGAAUGACCACAGAAAGGGACUGGACCAGAACAUAGUGGGUGCCAUUAAAGUUUUUACAGAGAAGUACUGCACAGCAAACAGAAUUGAGAAGCUUCCAGGAGCCAGGGACUGGGUCCAGAUCUUGCAGGACCAGAUCAAACUGGCUCGCCGGAGAUUAAAACGAGCAGAGACAGCUGCAGAAGGUGAUGAGACGCGCCUCAGGCAACCUUCUCAUACCACAGAACCUCUUGAGGUUUCUACUCAACUAAAACAUGACAACCAUGGACAUCAGACAGGUGGUGACUGUGUGAAGUCAGACAGUGUCCUUACCAUGGAAAUGGUUUCCUGAAUGCUCAGACUGAAAUCACAAGUUCAGUCAGUUGGCCUGUGCAAAGGAUAUCAAUGGAGACCUGCAGAAGGUCUUGCGUCUGUCUAUGGAAUUGCACCAAGAUCAUGGUCUGUGGUCCUCUCACUCUUCUCUGAUACACAUUAUGUGUGCAUGAAUACAAAAUUAAUUUAUUUUGUUGCUUUAAACUAACUUAGACAAGUUUUUGGACUUGGCCAAUGUCCAAUUGUCUAGUAAUUCGAUCUGUAGAAACCAAAGAGACCACAUAACUAUAGACCAGUGUGGCCAUUAAAUGACUAUUCCAGACACUGAUACUAGUUUUCUCCUUCAUUCCCAUACAAAAUACCUAAUCCAAUAUAAACAGACUGUAAUACAUUGGAUUAUGAAUGCCGUCUAAUCUGUCAUUCUUUAUACUACCUCUGUAUAUCUGGUUGGAGUAUAAAAUAACAUGUUAUUUUUUUAACCUCAGAAACUGUAUUGUGAGAAAAUUGUAAUCCUUGAGUAAAAAAAAAAGAACUUCUGUGGUGUGUGAUGUUACUGAGCCUGUAAGAUAUUUAAGUAUCAGUGAACAAGCAGCUAAAAUAAUAAUUUUCCUGCGGCCCAUUUUCUUGAUGUCAUCACAAUGAGAUUAGAUUUUUUUGUGAGAUGUCCUUGGUGACAAUGUAACUAUUAUUAAAGGUCCAGUGCUUGAUACUGGUGAAAGGUUGUUGAUAUUUGAGAGCAACAGCCAAUCAAAUGCACCCUUAUUUUCCCUGAGUCAAUGUUGAAGCUUGUCCCUUGUACAGUACUUGAUUGGUUGUCACUGGUCUAUGGCUCAGUCAGAUACACAUUCCUAUUUACAGAGGGCUGUGUAUGAUUACAUGAGUUUUUUUGCGGACAUACUGAACAAAUAUCCAUAGAAAUAAACAAGUUAGUAGAACACAGUGUACUGAAUUAUAAUUGAAGACUGGGGCUUUAUAGGAAUUAAUAAAUCAAUUAAUUUAACUAAUGAAAUAAUUUGCACAAAAUACACCUUUUUGUGGUUUUAAUUUGCAUUUUCCAAUAGCCUAUAUCUAUCUGAGCCCUUACAUCAUGUAAGACUUUUAACAAUUUAAAGAUUUGUACAGUAUUUGUCCUGAAAAAAAAAAUCUUUUGCACUUCAAUGAUCUGAAUGCCCUAGAGAGCCUAGGUAAAAUUUUUACGUUAAGUCUGAGACUGAGGUUAAGACAUGCUAGGUGCAGAGUUUUUAAUUCCAUCAUAGGAAGGGAGCACAAAAAUCAGUUUGUGUAAUUAAAGUUUACACAGUGCUUAUUUUGCCUCUCAUUUGGAAACAGCACAACUGCGCUUUUAUAUGCGAAGUUAUAUAGGAGUUGUGAGCACUGCACAGAGCCCACUGUCUGACUGAGUUAAUGUUGUGGUCUGUCACCAAUGUUUUGUGAAGUGUAGCAUACCUACCACUUUUGUGCUACUAUUCUCUCUGCCACGUGUCUGCCUGAUGCUUAGCGCCUUACCUGGCUUUUAUCCCUCUCUUCCCAAGCCACCUCAUGCCUUUGG